CUUUGCAGUGUUCACAAACUUUGGAUCUUGAUACAAUCUUUCACCAGGUACAUUUUCUUGUAGUGUCAAUCAAUCCCUAACUACAUGGGCACUUUUUCUCUAUGUAUAUAUCAAGGUGUUCGAAGACCACUUUCGGCAAACCUCCCGGGACUUGAUGCUAAGAUUCACAAAACAUCAAUCAAUUUACAUCCAUAUGCCCUCUAGGUUGUUGUUUUCACAGCCUGCUAGGAAUAGGAGGGUCUGCCGCCUUGGGCAGCUUGCUCAGAUAUUCCUGAACAUCGGUCGCCACCUGCCGCGCAACACCAAAGCUGAAUGUAUAGCCGCCAGCUUCUUGUCCAUAUGCGUGGAUGACCUUUUGUCCUUGAAAGAAAUGAAAAUAAGUAGAGUAUUGGUGUACCUACAUGUAUUAGCUUCAAUGAUAACACUGCAGUAGAUUGAAUAUCUGUAAUACUAGAUCUGAGGUAUGUGAACAAAUGUGACAAGUUUAGACCAGCACCAAGAUUGGAGUGAACAAGCUGGGAUCUUCAUAUG
Molecule: messenger RNA, 531 nt
Organism: Aspergillus campestris IBT 28561
Lineage: Eukaryota; Fungi; Ascomycota; Eurotiomycetes; Eurotiales; Aspergillaceae
Exons: 1
Coding region: 155-433 (92 amino acids)
Source: RefSeq, a predicted model, not a curated record